AUGAGGCUUUGGAGCAGACCCUGCUGGCGGAUGAUGCCCUGUCUCUGGCUGCUUAUCCUCGCUCUCUCCGUGGGCACGCUGGGCCUCAUGGACCUGGUCUUUCGGGAUCAGACCCAGACACCGCCCAGCUCGCCCCGCCGUCCCGUCCAGCGUCUUUCCGGUCCACCGGACCUGGAGGUGAUCGUGAACUCCUGGGACCGGGCCAAACCAGAGCACGGUCUCCAGUCGCUUAACUCGCUGCAGGAGGACCAGCUUCUCUACAUGCCCUCGACCAAGGUGAGGAACCCAGGUCUUCCGCCGAGGAAGGGGACUUACCGGGUGGUUAUAUCGAGCGCCAAGAAGGAAUCGGCGGUCCCGGUGCUACCGACGCGCAGGGAUAUGGGGAGACCGGUGCUGCUGAAGCCGGAGGGGCUGGAGAAGGACAUGGAGAAGUCUGCUUUGCAGAAAUACAGCUUUAACGAGGUGGUGAGCGAAAGGAUCUCACUGCACCGCAGACUGCCCGAGGCUCGCCAUCUUGCGUAAGUGCCCUGCAUGUGCCCAAGGAGUGCACCACGCUAAAAGGGGUCUUUGAAAAUAAAAUUGCCAAAAUAACUAGAUUACUCGAUCAAGGAUAAAUAUGUCGUCUAUUUUCAAGAUCUCCCUACCACGAAAUAUGAUAUAUUGUUAAUGGGAAGCCUAUGGGUUCAUGCAUAAAUAUACCCAUCCCCUCUCUAUUCUCCUGACAAUCAAUGGGAACGCUUUGACAGGUGCCUCGUGGAGCGUUACAGUGAGUCCCUGCCGUCCGCGAGCGUGGUGGCUCUGUUUCCAUGA
Messenger RNA from Coregonus sp. 'balchen', 810 nucleotides. NCBI's taxonomy places the organism in Eukaryota, Metazoa, Chordata, Actinopteri, Salmoniformes, Salmonidae. The record is from the annotation of a GenBank genome assembly.